This is a messenger RNA of Salvia hispanica, 1867 nucleotides long. Its product is annotated as putative inactive receptor kinase At3g02880. Gene Ontology annotation, biological process: protein phosphorylation. Gene Ontology annotation, molecular function: ATP binding; protein kinase activity. Lineage: Eukaryota; Viridiplantae; Streptophyta; Magnoliopsida; Lamiales; Lamiaceae. The record is from RefSeq and is a predicted model, not a curated record.
GCUAAGAACGUGGGUUUUUUUAAAUCUUGCCUCUUACCAACCCAUUUUCCUUAUCUGACAAUGUCCGAUGCUGUGUCCCUCUCAAUCUCCCUAUGAUGAAAUCAAUCACCAUCUUGAUCAUUUCUGUGUUGAUCCAAUGUGUUACUGGGUUGGAGACGGACGAGUUCUUCCCAGACGAACGCAAUGCUUUGAUCCAGUUGAGGGAUCUUGUCACGUCGUCCUCAAACCUGCACGUGAACUGGACAGAGCGAGCAUGCAUCAGCGCAAACCAGAGCAUCUGGGUGGGCGUCGCCUGCUCGGAUUGGCACGUGACGCAUCUGGUCCUCGAAGGAAUCCAGCUCACUAGUUCUCUCCCUCUCCCACCUAUGCUGUUCCAAAACCUUACAUUCUUGACCAAACUCAGCUUCAAAAACAACUCCUUGCACGGCCCUCUUCCCGAUCUCACCAACCUAGUGCACCUCCAGUACGUGUUACUCUCCAAGAAUAACUUUUCAGGGUCCAUACCCUCCACCUACAUUGACCUACCCGAGCUAACCGAACUUGAGCUACAAGAAAACGAACUCUCGGGUCAAAUCCCGCCUUUCAAUCAGCAAGCGCUGAUCGCCUUCAACGUCUCUAGUAAUCAGCUCGGAGGGCCAGUCCCUCAGACCCGCGUCCUCCAAAGCUUCCCCGAAAGCUCCUAUGCUAACAACUUGGGUUUAUGUGGAUCCAUCCCAGGAAUGAGUCCUUGUCCUUUCGCUCCUGCUCCUGCUCCCGCUUCUCAACCACCAGCAAGGACCAAUGGUGGCCUCCAACCGUGGAGCAUUGCUGUGAUCGCAGCCACAGCUCUACUCGUUGGUCUGUCUGUACUCUGCUGUUACAUCAGAAAAACUAAAGAGGAAGACGAGCCAGAAGUAGUAGGAGAAGUUUACAAAGAAAAGGCGGAUGACUCGGAGACAAGUAUGAAACUGGAGUUCUUGGAGAGGCCGGUGUUUGAGUUGGAUGAUCUGCUGCGGUCGGCAGCAGAGGUGAUCGGGAGGGGGAAGCUGGGAACGACGUACAAGGCGGUGCUGGAUUGCGGUUCUAUGGUGGCAGUGAAGAGACUGGAAAACGUGAAGGCGACGAGCAACAAGGAGUUUGCGCAACAGAUGCAGGUACUGGGAAACAUCAAGCACCAGAACUUGGCAGAGAUCAUCUCCUUUUACCAUUCCAAAGAGGAGAAGAUCAUCGUCUACGACUACAUAGAUGAUCAGAGUUUGUUCAGCAUGCUACACGAGAGCCGAGGCAUUGCACUCGACUGGACCAGCCGCGUAACCAUCAUCAACGAAAUCGCCACCGCGCUAGGGCACCUCCACCACAACUCCGCCUCCCACGGCAACCUCAAAUCCUCGAACAUCCUAAUCCACACCACCACGCCGCCGCGGGUGAAGCUGACGGACUACGGCCUGCUGGGGAUUGCGCCGCCGCAGAUGCUCGCCGCCGGCAGGACUCCGGAGGCGGUGGCCGGGAAGAGGUUAAACCCGAGGGCGGCCGACGUGUACUGCCUGGGCAUCGUGGUGCUGGAGAUGGUGACGGGCCGGGCGGCCAAGGCGGCGGAGAGCAGCAGCGGCGGCGGCGAUGAUCUGUCGGGGUGGGUGAGAGAGGCCGUGAGCAUCGACUGGUCGACUGAUAUUGUGGAUAUGCAGAUUGUCGGGGAGAGGGAAGGGUAUGAGGAUAUGCUGAAGCUCACGGAGGUGGCGCUGCAGUGUACGGAUCAGUCGCCGGAGCGGCGGCCGGAGAUCAGUCAAGUUCUUACCAUGAUACAAGACAUCAUCGUAUAAUGUUAACCUUAGCACCCAUUGAUUAUAGUAUUUCUUUUAAUUUGUUAAAUAAAUUAUAUAUCAUCAAA